AUGAUGUCUUCGAUGAAAGCUUGUCUAGCUCAAAAACAAGACACUCUCGAAUCAUUUUCUACUGAAUCAAGUAAUUUACAGAGGCAACGAGUUAGAUCAUCGAUGGCAUUGUCACCUUCAGGAUCAUCGAAAAGGGUUUGUUCGGAGGUAAAUAACUCAGUUCAGGCAGCCACCUGCGUCGUCGACGGGUGCACGGCGGACCUUAGCAACUGCAGAAAGUAUCACCAGCGUCAUAAGGUUUGCGAAGUCCAUUCCAAGAGCCCAGAGGUUUCAAUCAAAACCGAAAAGCUUCGAUUCUGCCAGCAGUGUAGUCGGUUCCAUCCGCUAGAUGAAUUUGACGAGGGAAAACGGAGUUGCAGAAAGCGACUUGACGGGCAUAAUCGGAGAAGAAGAAAGCCUCGACCAUAUCUUUUUCCGGUGAAUCAUCAUGGCACCGGUGUGGUACAGUCGAGUGGUCCACCGGUGCACACAGCCAUGGCUUCCAUGACCACGAGCUCUCUGUGGAGCCACUUGGACCAUGCUCCCUCUCUUCUGUCAUCUUCAGAGGCAUCUUUUAGCCAUGUGGUGCACCCUCCAUCUGGUUCCUUCUCUGCAACAAUAAGUUUGGAGAGUGAUUGUGAUGCGGGGUGGGGUGGUAUGAUUGAUACGACGUCGAAUUAUAAUCAAGAUCCUCAAGAAUUUCCUUUCUAUUGGCGAUAUUAGUAAAUAGUAAUUGUUGGUUAUUGUGGAACAAUGUUUGUACUUUAAGUUGGCGUAAUAUUUGAUUUGAUAUUUUGGUGG
Molecule: messenger RNA, 780 nt
Organism: Lactuca virosa
Lineage: Eukaryota; Viridiplantae; Streptophyta; Magnoliopsida; Asterales; Asteraceae
Source: the annotation of a GenBank genome assembly